AUGGGAAAACACCCCGAGCUGAAUGGUGUUGCUAACCUAAGAAGCACCUUUUACUCUGAAGUGGGAAUUGGGAUCGUGGCCAAAACCCUCCUCUUUCUGUUCCGUGUCAUCAAGUUCCUCUGUGACAAGAGGCUCAAGAGCACGGACUGGAUCAUUGGUCUCUUGGCCCUGACCCACCUACUGAUGCUGCUCACCAUGGGGUUCCUAGCUGCAGAUACUUUGUCACCUCAACAGGGGCUUUGGGGUGACAUCAGAUGCAAAUCAGUCACCAACUGGUACAGGUUGAUGAGGGGCCUGUCCAUUUCUGCCACCUGCCUGCUGAGUGUCCUGCAGGCCAUCACCUUCAACUCCAGAAGCUCCCCCUUGGCAAAGUUCAAGCUUAAGUCCCCACAGGACAGCCUGAGGUCCCUUCUCUUCCUGUGGGUCUUCUAUACAUCCUUCAGUGCCCACUUCUCCGUCUCUGUGGUCGAUGACUUCAAUGCGACAUCACCCAAUCUAAUGUUCCUCAGUGACUCCUGCACUAUGCUCCACAGGAGCCACUUCCUCAGGCAUUUAUUUACCAUCCUGGGUGAAUUUCAGGAUGUCUGCCUUAUAGGGCUCAUGGCCCUCUCCAGGGGGUACAUGGUGGUCCUCAUGUGCAGGCAUAAGAGGCAGUGUCAACACCUUCACAGCACCAAUCCAUCUCCAAAAGCCUCCCCAGAACAGGGCCACUAG
Messenger RNA from Marmota monax (woodchuck), 714 nucleotides. Its product is annotated as vomeronasal type-1 receptor 90-like. The coding region runs from base 1 to 714 and encodes 237 amino acids. Gene Ontology annotation, biological process: G protein-coupled receptor signaling pathway. Lineage: Eukaryota; Metazoa; Chordata; Mammalia; Rodentia; Sciuridae. The transcript has a single exon. Gene Ontology annotation, cellular component: membrane. Gene Ontology annotation, molecular function: pheromone receptor activity. The record is from RefSeq and is a predicted model, not a curated record.